Molecule: messenger RNA, 579 nt
Organism: Aspergillus puulaauensis
Lineage: Eukaryota; Fungi; Ascomycota; Eurotiomycetes; Eurotiales; Aspergillaceae
Gene: loc1
Exons: 3
Coding region: 1-579 (192 amino acids)
Biological process (GO): intracellular mRNA localization; ribosomal large subunit biogenesis
Cellular component (GO): preribosome, large subunit precursor; nucleolus
Molecular function (GO): mRNA binding
Source: RefSeq, a predicted model, not a curated record
AUGGGGCCAACGAAAGGCGCCGCAAAGCCCAAGACUUCUGGAAAAGGCGACUCGAAGAGCAAUAAAGUCCUCGGCUCAAAAGUGAGCAAGAAGAAUGUCAAGCGACCGCCGCCAAAGGAGGUGAAAUCCAAGGCGCGCACCGAGUCAAGUCAACUCAAGAAGACCAAGAAGAGAGAAUACUCAGAGGCAGAGCUGGAUCUACCCAAGUUAAAUAUGAUUACGCCUGUUGGUGUGAUGAAUCCCAAGGGGAAGAAGAAGGGAAAGACCUUUGUUGAUGACCCGGAGGCGAUGAUGACUAUUUUUGCUAUGGUUAAUGCAGAGAAGGAGGGCCAGAUCGAAUCUAAGAUCAUGAAGGCUCGACAAUUGGAAGAGAUCCGUGAGGCAAAGAAGAAAGAGGCGGAAGCUAGACAGUCGGAGAAGAAAAAUAAACUGGAAAAUGUGAAAGAUUCAAUCCGCCAAAAUCGCAAGGGCAAAGGCGGCGCUUCGCAGAACGCAAAGUCAAAUAAGGCUGAUAAGGCUGGGGCAGAGAGUCCAAAGCCGAAAUCAGGCAGCAAAAAGAAGAGCGUUGCCUUUGCUUGA